Pseudocercospora fijiensis CIRAD86 is the source of this 1110-nucleotide messenger RNA. RefSeq lists its product as uncharacterized. The coding region runs from base 54 to 1049 and encodes 331 amino acids. The transcript has a single exon. The record is from RefSeq and is a predicted model, not a curated record. NCBI's taxonomy places the organism in Eukaryota, Fungi, Ascomycota, Dothideomycetes, Mycosphaerellales, Mycosphaerellaceae. Gene Ontology annotation, cellular component: extracellular region. Gene Ontology annotation, biological process: cell wall biogenesis; (1->6)-beta-D-glucan biosynthetic process; fungal-type cell wall organization.
CUGAGGCAACACGAUCUCGCGGACCAUCGCGAACCCACUCUUUACCAUGCGCAAUGCGCUCUCACCAACAUCUUCACCUCUCCUUCAUUUUCCUAUUUCUGUCUUUACUGGUAAACAAUGCCUGGGCAAUUGGAGUUGAGAUCACAUCUCCUUCGGGAGGAGGAACAUGGCCUGCGGGUCCCAUAACCGUAAAAUGGGUGGAUGGAGGAGGAACGCCUAAUAUGGCUCAACUUACAACAUAUGUUCUGGAGCUUCUUGUGGGAGGAAAUCUUCCAAGCAAUUCCAAAGUCAUCGCGACGCUCGGAGGUGGACACGGCAAGAUACAAGAUGGGAGCGUCGAGGAUCAAAUCGUGGCGGAUGUGGCACAGAGUAUUGAGAACGGAUUCUACUUUCGCAUGACCAGCAACACUUCCAGUGGAAACCAAGUCAUUAAUUACUCGAAUCGCUUUACAUUGAUCAACCUCAAUGGCACGACCGACUCCCGUUAUCUGGAUGGCGCCAAUGCUGUGGCAGGUAUGGACGACGUGCCUUCUUCGCAGUACAACCAGAUUGCACGACCGUCUACUACCAGCGGCUCUCCAUCUUCUGCAUCUCCGACCAGCAUCGCAACUACCACGACCACUGCAACCGCGACAUCGCAGCCAUCAUCGGACGACGACUUGACUACUGGAGUCAAGGUUGGCAUCGGCGUUGGCGCCUGUCUAGCUCUGAUCGGAGUCAUCAGUCUUUUCGGAUGGGCGUACGUAUUCUGGAGACAUAAGAAGAGGAAACAACAACAUCAAGCACAGCACCCUCUGAACUCGGCGCGGGUGUCCAAGUAUAGCGCAGGCGCAUUCCUUGGCAACAAAGUCGAGCUCCCGACAGAGCAUGCCGAAUCGUCGCGAUCACGUCUCGAACUAAGCCCGACCGAUGAGCGCUACGAAGUACAUGGCUCGAACAAACCUGCCGAAGCUGCAAGAGCUAGUAUUUAUGAGCUGGAAGGGGAUUGGUCGGGCUGGGAGGCAGGGAAUGGUAGGAAAAGCAAGGCGUAUGAUCCCACUGCGAUGUAAAUGUAAUAGAGAUAUGAUAGUACUGGAUACAGAUGACAUAAUGAACAGACCUACAUAUUGU